AUGUACUCCAAAACGGGAGUCGUCACUCAGUUAACAGACCUAAGAUCUCAGGCUCAUCGAGUCAUACUUGACUGGGUUAGUUGCUUCCAAUUUACUGUCGACUCUGGCACGUUCCUAAAAGUCGCCUACGUAUUGCCCGUAUCAUAUGCGCAGACGUUGGGCUCAGAGGCCAUUUACGAAUCCGUUUACAUGGAACUUCGUCAAGGUGAACAAUCAGAGGGACUAACUCAAUUUAUUAUCCCGACUGGCUGGAUAAGGGUCUGCAUGUAUACUGAUCGUGACCUCGUUACAAGGCCUGUAUUACAGAAGGUUGCAGAGGCUGAGACAGAAGGAUCCCUUUUCCGAUCAGAUGGUCCUUCGUUUGACGGCGCUUCGUUUGAAGACAGCGACUUCUUAUCCGCAUUCAACGAUUGGAUCGACACCUCCUCAGUUCCUGCCGUAGGUGGCACUACAUCUCCAGUCUCUUCUGGGGUGGAGCUACUUUCCCAAGUUCCUGAUGACGAAGGUGUCCCGUCGUCAAAUGGUCCAGGUUCCAUGUUCACCACAUUCCUUCUGACACCACUUUUCAACGUCACUGCUAGCGGUCAAAGUUUGCCUGGAGCCUCAAGCUUGCAGCGUUAUGUGUUAUGCACCCCAGCCGAUUUUAAGGCUGGGAUCAUUUAUGAUUGCGACUUCCUCGCGGCUCACUUUCCUUUUGCACAUGUAUGCAUACAGGAUGCCAAGGCUCUGGCUAAGAAUUAUCUCACCAUUUGCUGGCAUGGACAUGGAUUCAUUCGCCGCGUAUUGCACUCAGGCUAUCGAAGAAAUGUUGACCGUGGCAAACAGUGCCGGUCAACCAGCGGAGUCAGUCGGGACGCAAUCAAAAUAGUAUCCUCGGAGUACGACAGAUUCAAGAAGGCCUUGAAGGACAACUCGCACCCUCUCGUCAACUGCAAGAAAAAACUUCGAUUGGAUGGUUUUGCCUUGAAUACCAAGCGUCCCCAUGAGAUCAUUCCCUACAUCACUAGCAUCACUGGCUUAACAGCUUGGAACGGCACCGUAACCUCAUUAGAAUUCACCAGAUCUCCGGACGGGAAUCUAUAUCGACGCAAGACAAUUCUAAUCUUACUGGCAUAUCGGAUCUUGAAGGUGGUUCAUCAGCACAAAUCCAACCGGUCCCUGCUGGAACUAUUCCCUCAUCAGUAUGAAAGCCUUCCGGAGCACUCUAUCGCACUAGUGUGCGCCAUGUACGUGAUACGGUUCAGGCGGGUAUUUCCUGGACACGAAAUUCACAAAAUAUCUUCUCCCAUUUUGGAAAGGGAGGCAUGCCACCAGUUGGUUCUCCUCAGGAGGGCCCGUGAGGGCACCAGUGAUGCAGCUGUUGCACUGAAUCGGUGGAUCAAUACGCGUCAUGGAGACGGUGGCUGGGAACAGGACCUGUUGAGUGAAUUUUAUCAAGUUUUUCGCUGA
Messenger RNA from Suillus fuscotomentosus, 1449 nucleotides. RefSeq lists its product as uncharacterized. The transcript is spliced from 10 exons. The record is from RefSeq and is a predicted model, not a curated record. The coding region runs from base 1 to 1449 and encodes 482 amino acids. NCBI's taxonomy places the organism in Eukaryota, Fungi, Basidiomycota, Agaricomycetes, Boletales, Suillaceae.